AUGGCAAAAGCUCGUCGCCAGAAAGGUCCAAAUAAACCGCACACACCCAUCCAGCAAACGAACUCCCCUGUGACACGACUACCACUCGAAGUUCUCUCACUCAUCUUCCUCUACCACCGCCAUCCAGAGUCUCCAGGCAAAGAUUAUACCUGGCUCCAGAUCCUGCACGUCUGCCGACAAUGGCGCAUGGCUGCCAUUGGCUGCGCACAUAUGUGGACGAACAUCACGACAAAGAAGCGACUUCUUAGGUUCUUCAUGUUAAAACAAUCGAAGGGAUUGCCGAUCGUGUUGAAGGGCAUCAAGUUUGUGAAAAACGAGUCUCCAGAGGCGAAGAACAUCUUGGAGAGAAAUCUUCAUCGCAUUCAGAGCCUUGGUAUCGUGUUUGACCAAUGCUCCGAAAAGGAAGUCACGAGAUGUCUCGAGAAAGUCCUCGGACCCGAUGCUGGUCCCGUCCUAAGGUCUCUCGAAGUCGCCACUGGCAUGGGCUACAGCAUCACCGUGCAAGUCCCCGAUGUCACUCUGUCUCUGUCCUCUUUGUCUGUCGAUUACCUUUGUCUGGAGUUUCCAGAAGGUCGCAUCCAGAAGAAUUUGACAUCAUUUCGCGUUUCGCUUCCUUGGUUGGCCAACAACCACAUCCAGAGGCGUGCUUAUCUGCGCAAAACGUUGCCCAAGAUGCCGAACCUCACAUAUCUCCACAUCGCGGAUGAUGCCUGGGUAUCUAGCUAUUGGCCUGACCCUGUCGAGCAGACCAUAGAACUCCCCCAGUUGGAAAAGCUGCGCUGUUCUGGAACCGUGUUCGACUGCGUACUUGCACUAGAACUCCUCCACCUUCCACCAACUGCGCGAGUGGACCUACGUAUCCGAGACCGCAGAGACGCCGUCGCAGACCGUUUGUACACCGCUUUAUCUCAUUUCUUCGGUCGUCGCGAAUCUGUCCGCUCAGAGACAGUGGCGACUAGCUAUGAUGUCCACUAUGCAACGAAGUUCAUCAGCGAUCACGAAUGGGAUGUUGCGCACCGUGUUCUCUUCUUCGAUUCUGGUCCCAACUCCCAUUCUAACCCACAUCCUCGUUCACCUAUGCCAUCUACUUCGGAAUACCCUCACCCUCAGCAUCUCCCGAUCCUUCUACUUCAAUAUCGUCAUCACCGCGUUGCCGCCCGGGACAGCCGCUCAUGUUAUGCCGAGCCCGACUAUCUUUCCCAAAUCCUCAGCAUCCUUAACGUCCCACUGCGCUCAGUCAUUUCACUCCGCUUACAAUCGAACCUUCCGUACAACGUCGACACCGCGAACAAUUUCGACUCGACCGGCGCCCUCCUUUCGAAGCUUCACUUCCUCACUAAUCCCGGCGUCAAAUCGCUGUACAUAGGCGAUCUAGGCACUGCGGAAUGUUUCCUCCCCUUCCUCAGUCUUCCGAAUAAGUCGGCCUCCAGUUCGGACGCUACGAGUAGAUCCACUUCGACGACGACUAGUUGCUCCCCGUCCAAAGAAUUCAUGGUAUUCCCGAACCUUGAGACCCUGGUCUUCGGUGAUCUGAGCCCAUCUGCAUUAAGGUAUAGCCAAUGUGUUACGGACAAGGAAGCUGCUGAUCAGAGGAUAAGAGGAGUGAUGCAGAAGUUGGAGUCUGCGAUGGAAGACAGGGCACGGGGAGGACGGAGAUUGAAGAAACUGGGCAUACGGGCGGAUAUGUACGAAACCUGCAUGGAACUGGUCAAUAGGGCGAGGGAUAUGGGCUGGGUGGAGGAUAUCCUAUAUCCUGGUGCAGACUUGAAGAACGGUGAGCUCGGUAUGAAUCUGCUGGACGGGAUAGGUAGCGAUGAUGAGGAUAAUUGA
Messenger RNA from Stereum hirsutum FP-91666 SS1, 1830 nucleotides. RefSeq lists its product as uncharacterized. Bases 1 to 1830 code for a protein of 609 amino acids. Gene Ontology annotation, molecular function: protein binding. Lineage: Eukaryota; Fungi; Basidiomycota; Agaricomycetes; Russulales; Stereaceae. The transcript is spliced from 2 exons. The record is from RefSeq and is a predicted model, not a curated record.